Messenger RNA from Saccostrea echinata, 1516 nucleotides. RefSeq names its product cytochrome P450 2C28-like. NCBI's taxonomy places the organism in Eukaryota, Metazoa, Mollusca, Bivalvia, Ostreida, Ostreidae. Gene Ontology annotation, molecular function: iron ion binding; oxidoreductase activity, acting on paired donors, with incorporation or reduction of molecular oxygen, reduced flavin or flavoprotein as one donor, and incorporation of one atom of oxygen; heme binding. The transcript is spliced from 4 exons. The record is from RefSeq and is a predicted model, not a curated record. Gene Ontology annotation, biological process: xenobiotic metabolic process. Bases 1 to 1470 code for a protein of 489 amino acids. Gene Ontology annotation, cellular component: intracellular membrane-bounded organelle; cytoplasm.
AUGGCAGAUUUGUGGACCCUUUUUCUUGCUUGUGCGGUAAUAAUUUUGUAUGUGUGGUGGAAGAAAACCUCUAGGGACUCCUCCUUACCCCCGGGUCCACCCACCAUUCCUUUCCUAGGAAAUCUACUCUCUGUGUCUCCUGAUACUAUGUUGGAGAAUUUCCAGACUUACAGAAAAAAGUAUGGAGAUGUUUUCAGCUUGAUUACAGGUACCAGGACAAUGGUUGUUGUGAACGGAAUGGACACCAUUCGAGAUAUUUUCAUUAAGCAUGGGGACAUCGUUUCCGAAAGGCCAGAUCUUUUUGCAACCAAAGAAAUAUCCAAGUAUAAAGGUGUCAUCCUCUCCUCGGGGGAAUUUUGGAAAGAGCAAAGAACAUUCAGUCUAAAUGCUCUCAGAGAGUUUGGAUUUGGAAAACGAAGCUUGGAAUCUAAAAUAUUGGAGGAGGUGGAUGUUUUUGUCAACGAAGUUCAGUCAACAAAUGGACAACCAUUCAAUAUGCAAGCUUUGAUAACUGUAUGCGUCUCAAAUAUUAUGUGUUCAAUUAACUUUGGUGAAAGAUUUGAACAUAAUGACAAAUAUUUCACGUCACUCAUCAAAACAAUUAACGAAAAUCUAAGCAAUGGAAACAUAACGUUUCUAGCGAGCAUUCUUCCGUUUUUAAGGUAUGUUCCAGGUGAUCCAUUAAAGAUUAGGAAAGCAUUGAAGAAUGUUGAUGUGGUGGAAGAAUAUCUUUUUAAAAAUAUCAGUGAUCACAAAGAAAGCUUUGAUGAAAAUAAUGUCAGAGAUUUCAUCGAUGUGUAUUUGAAGAAAAUGAAAUCGGAAGAGAGCAACCCAAACACGACUUUUGAUGACGCACAAUUGAUAAAACUUUUGGGAGAUCUUUUUGUUGCUGGAACGGAAACAACAUCUACAGCACUUAGGUGGUUUGCUGUUUUCAUGAUCAGGAAUCCAGAAGUGCAGGAAAAGAUGCGCAAAGAAAUCAAUGACGUCAUAGGAAAUACGAGAUACCCUACUAUAAACGACAGACCAAAUCUACCUUAUACAGAGGCAGUCCUCCACGAAGUACUUCGUAUUGGAUGUAUCGUCCCUUUAUCUGUCCCUCAUGGAUUAAAAACUGAUUUAAAAUACAAAGAAUUUAUUAUUCCGAAAGAUGUUAUUUUAAUUCCUAAUUUAUAUUCCGUACUUUUUGACCCAGACGUGUUUGAAGAUCCGGAAGUCUUCCGACCUGAGAGAUUCUUGGAUGAUGAGGGAAAAUUGAUUAACACAGACAAAGUCUUGACAUUCUCAGUUGGUCGUCGUGUUUGUCUUGGCGAAUCCUUGGCUAGGAUGGAAUUGUUUCUGUUUGCUUCAUCUAUGGUGCAGCGAUUUAAAAUCCUUCCUGCUGACCCCAAACAGAUACCACCAUUGAAAGGGGUUCUCGGGGUGACUUAUGGUCCAAAAGACGUCUUAUUAAAGGCAACCAGUGUUUAGUUGUUUAAUUUCUUGUAUACAAAAUGCACAAACUUGAUUUUCUUAU